GGCUCAUCGAUAGCCUGACUUUUAUACCUCCAAUCAAAUAUACCUAUUGAAAAAGGGGUAAUAUACGGGGGACGGAGAAACACAUUGCAGUGCCAAACUAUUGACUCGCUCUCGCUCCCUCUCCAAGCUACUUUUCACCUAACACCAAAAAAAAAAAUAAAAUUAUGACGGCCUUGAAAAUAUGCCGCCUUUGACCACUCACAAAGUUCCCGUUCUAUGCAUAAAUAAUAGAGAGCAUGAAAACAGAAGAAGACUUUCUGUUGAGAGUAGAUGGCGAGGAAAGCCGCCGAGUCUGUGGUUGAGUCGAUUGGAUUGGGAUACGAUCUGACCCUUGAUCUCAAGCUCAAAUACUGCAAGAAAUCCUCAAAGUUGAUAACCAUCGCCGAUCAUGAUCACGUCCGCGACAUCGCCGUUUCUGGAGGGAUUUUGGUUCGUAAUGUUCCCAAAUCUAUCAAAUGCGAUAAGGGGGAGCGGAUCAGGUUCACAUCUGAUGUCCUCUCUUUCCAGCAGAUGUCAGAGCAGUUUAACCAGGAACUCUCCCUGUCUGGUAAAAUUCCUUCGGGCCACUUCAAUGCUGCAUUCGAAUUCACAGCAGGUUGGCAAAAAGAUGCUGCCAACACUAAAACCCUCGCUUUUGAUGGCGUUUUCAUAACUCUUUACAACAUUGCAUUAGAGAAAUCCCAGGUCAUGCUGUGUGAUCAUGUCAAACAAGCUGUCCCUUCAUCAUGGGAUCCUCCUGCAUUGGCUAAGUUUAUUGAGACGUAUGGAACCCAUGUUAUUGUUGGUGUGAAGAUGGGUGGAAAAGAUGUUGUAUAUAUGAAACAACAACAUUCAUCAGUUCUCCAACCGAUUGAAGUACAAAAGAAAUUGAAGGACUUGGCAGACAAAAUGCUGAUAGAAGAAACUCGACAUAAAACCAAGAGAGAAAAGGUUUUUAAAGAAAAUGGGCUAGAUUCCAUGGACAUGUUUCCAACCAGUUCUUAUUCUCAUGUGGAGUUGCAGGAUAUUAAAUUCAUUUGCAAAAGGAAAGGAGGAAAGUUGAAUACAAGUUCAUGGCACAGUGAAUGGUGUCAAACUGUUCAGUCUGAACCGGAUGUGAUCUCCAUGUCUUUUAUCCCAAUCACAUCAUUGCUUACUGGAGUUAAUGGGAGUGGAUUUUUGACCCAUGCCAUCAACCUAUACCUUCGUUAUAAGCCUACAAUAGAUGAACUACACCAGUUUUUGGAGUUUCAGCUUCCAAAGCAAUGGGCUCCAGUGUUUGGUGAGCUGCCCCUUGGUCCUCAAAAGAAGCAACAAAAUAGUGCAUCAUUGCAGUUUAGCUUCAUGGGCCCCAAGCUUUAUGUUAACACAACACCGGUUUAUGUGGAUAAAAAGCCUGUAACUGGCCUUCGACUUUAUUUGGAAGGUAAAAGGGGCAACUGCUUGGCGAUUCACUUGCAGCAUCUUUCCUCACUGCCAAAGACAUUUCAGCUUGAGGAUGAACGAAGCACCUGUGUCUCUAAUCCCUCUUCUGAACGCAAGUACUAUGAAAAGAUCCAGUGGAAGAGCUUCUCUCAUGUCUGCACAGCGCCUGUGGAGUCUGAUGAGGAACUGUCUAUUGUUACUGGUGCUCACUUUGAAGUUGGAGACUCUGGCUUGAAGAAAGUUUUAUUCUUACGGUUGCAUUUCUCCAAGUUAAUAGGUGCAAAAGCUAUCAGGCAGCCUCAGUGGGAUGGCUCUCCUGCCUUGACCCAAAAAUCUGGGAUUAUCUCAACGUUAAUCAGCACUCAUUUCUCAAGUACUCAAAAACAAGCUCCUCCUCCAACUGAGGUCAACAUAAACUCUGCCGUUUAUCCUGGGGGCCCUCCAUUGCCCAGCCAAGCACCAAAACUUCUGCGGUUUGUAGACACAACAGAGAUGACCAGAGGACCGCAAGAUUUACCUGGGUACUGGGUUGUCUCUGGUGCAAGGCUCAUGGUUGAAAAGGGAAAAAUAUCAUUGCGAGUAAAAUACUCUCUCUUGACUGUGAUAUUACCAGAUUAGAGAUAACAAUUAGACAGCAUGGAUCAGUUCCGGUUUAGAUGAGGCAUUGUUGAUGUUCCUACAACGGCUGAUGUUUCUCUGAAGGCGUCUGGGCACUGUUGAUAUUUAAUUAUUCAUACAAUAAUAUGUGUGUUUGAGCUGAACGAUUCAACUUGGUUGUAUAUAUUAUAGUAUUCCCCGGUUUGUUGUUUUUAUUUCCAUAUUAUUGUUUCUUUUAACGUUGUAGAUAAUUGUAUUUCUAAAUGCUAUGGAACAUUUCUUGAGAAAUCUAGCUGCCGAUGACAUCUCUUUUCAUUAAGUUCCUACGUUGAGUUCACUUUU
Durio zibethinus is the source of this 2343-nucleotide messenger RNA. RefSeq names its product MACPF domain-containing protein At4g24290-like. NCBI's taxonomy places the organism in Eukaryota, Viridiplantae, Streptophyta, Magnoliopsida, Malvales, Malvaceae. Gene Ontology annotation, cellular component: plasma membrane. The record is from RefSeq and is a predicted model, not a curated record. Gene Ontology annotation, biological process: plant-type hypersensitive response; regulation of salicylic acid mediated signaling pathway.